Fusarium fujikuroi IMI 58289 is the source of this 1125-nucleotide messenger RNA. Its product is annotated as AAD14-Putative aryl-alcohol dehydrogenase. The coding region runs from base 1 to 1125 and encodes 374 amino acids. The transcript has a single exon. NCBI's taxonomy places the organism in Eukaryota, Fungi, Ascomycota, Sordariomycetes, Hypocreales, Nectriaceae. The record is from RefSeq and is a predicted model, not a curated record.
AUGGACAUGUCACUGCCCCCAGAGCCAAAGACCGAACUGGGUCGCUACCGCAUCCUGUCCAGCACAGCCGGAGUACGUGUUUCUCCCCUUGUGUUCGGUGCCAUGUCCAUUGGACAAGCCUGGGGAUCGAAGUUGGGCUCUAUGAAUGAGGAGGACUCCUUCAAACUUUUGGAUGCAUAUGUGGAUGCGGGAGGAAACUUCAUUGACACCGCCAACAACUAUCAAAACGAAGAGUCAGAGAUAUAUAUCGGCAAAUGGAUCGCUGCGCGAGGCAACCGGGACCUCUUGUUUCUUGCCACUAAAUUCACCAAUUGCUACCGUACACACGACCUCGGACAGGGAAAGACUGUCAACUACGGCGGCAAUCAUAAGAAAUCUUUAAAGUUGUCUGUUGCCGACUCGCUUCGCAAGCUACAGACAGAUUAUAUUGAUCUUCUUUAUGUGCAUUGGUGGGACUGGACUACGUCUAUCGAGGAACUGAUGGAUUCUCUCCAUAUCCUCGUAGAACAGGGGAAAGUGCUCUACCUCGGCAUCUCAGAUACGCCAGCUUGGGUCGUCUCUGCUGCGAAUACCUACGCAAAAAUUCAUGGCAAAACCCCCUUCUCUGUUUAUCAGGGCCGCUGGAAUCUCAUGGUGCGCGAUCUAGAACGGGAUAUCAUUCCCAUGGCCCGUCACUUCGGCAUGGCUAUUUGUCCCUUUGACGUUCUCGGCGGUGGUCAACUGCAGACUGCCAAGCAGCUUGAGGCACGUAAACAAGCUGGCGAUAAGGGCCGCGGCAACAGCCAGAGUGAAGAGGCUCGCAAGGUCAGCGAAGCCCUGGAAAAGGUAGCCGCUGAGCACGACACAGACAGUAUUCAAAAGAUUGCGCUAGCAUACGUCAUGCAAAAAGCCAGGAACGUGUUUCCCAUUGUUGGCGGACGCAAGAUCGAGCAUUUGCACGAUAACAUCAAGGCUUUGAGUAUUCACUUGAAGGAUGAGCAGAUCAGCUAUAUUGAGAGCAUCAAAGAGUUUGACGCCGGCUUCCCUUCCAAUUUCAUUGGCGAUGAUCCCAAGGAGACAGGUGGGCAGAAACACAUGAUGGAAGUUUUAACUGGUGCCAAAAUCGCAUGGCAGAGACAUCAUUGA